This is a messenger RNA of Protopolystoma xenopodis, 204 nucleotides long. NCBI's taxonomy places the organism in Eukaryota, Metazoa, Platyhelminthes, Monogenea, Polystomatidea, Polystomatidae. The record is from the annotation of a GenBank genome assembly.
CCGGACCAGCAACGUAAUUCUUUCGGCCUGCCACUUCGUCGAUUUUCGCCUCAGGUUCCUGUGCGUCGUGACUCCAUCUGCCAUGGUAACUUCUCUAUAUGCUGCAAAACUAUCGACGUUCAAGCCUCUAAGUCUACUACAACUGCCACCAUCACCUUUUUCGGAUCGAUCUAUUCAUCUAUCGAUAUUUUAGAUACACACUGA